This is a messenger RNA of Strigops habroptila (Kakapo), 1095 nucleotides long. Its product is annotated as tRNA-dihydrouridine(20) synthase [NAD(P)+]-like. The record is from RefSeq and is a predicted model, not a curated record. Lineage: Eukaryota; Metazoa; Chordata; Aves; Psittaciformes; Psittacidae. Gene Ontology annotation, biological process: tRNA dihydrouridine synthesis. Gene Ontology annotation, molecular function: tRNA binding; tRNA dihydrouridine synthase activity. Gene Ontology annotation, cellular component: cytoplasm.
UCUCCUACUACAAAUACUGUGUUACCUGGUUCGAGAAAAUUUGUCAUCUGUAGUUUCAAGGUUAUCCCUCAGGUUGAGGAUGCUGUGAAUCUGGUAAGGAGAAUAGAAGAAACUGGUGUUGCAGCCAUUGCAGUCCAUGGAAGGAAGGAGGAGGAGAGACCUCAGCACCCUUCUGAAGCAUUCUCCAUUCCAGUAAUAUCAAAUGGAGGAUCUCAUGACUUCAUCAAUGAAUAUACAGACAUUGAGACCUUCCAGAAAGCAACAGCUGCCUCAUCAGUAAUGAUAGCUUGUGCUGCCAUGUGGAACCCAUCUAUCUUCAGAAAAGAGGCUCUUGUCCCCUUGAAGGAUAUCAUGCAAGAUUACAUCAAAUAUGCAGUGAGGUAUGAUAAUCACUAUACCAACACAAAGUACUGUUUGUGUCAGAUGUUAAGAGAACAGUUGGAAACUGCUCAGGGUAAGAAGCUGCAUGCUGCGCAGUCCACACAGGAGAUCUGUGAAGCCUUUGAAAGGGCUGACUUCUACAAAGAAACAACAGCUAUUUUUGAAGCAAAGAAAACAUCCUCAGAAAAUGAGACCCAAGAUGAAGAUAACCAAGUGGAAGAUCCAGAUGUAAUAAUGGCUGUUAGAUUUGACAAGCAAGAAUAUCCACUACAGAUUACUCCAAAAAUGUAUCUUCUGGAAUGGCGUAGGAAAGAAAAGCAUCCUCAGCCUGUUUAUGAAACUAUUCAAAGACCACUGGAUAGAUUAUUCUCUUCAGUAGUGACAGUAGCUGAGCAAAAAUACAGAUCAACACUCUGGGACAAGUCAAAGAAACUAGCAGAACAGGCUGAAGCUAUUGUCUGCCUGAGAACAUUGGGUGUCCCAGAGGGAAAGCUGAGAGAGGGAGAAAAUCACCUGAUUAACAAAUGCAAGAGGGAAGACCAGGAGCACUUGAAUAACAGAGACCAUGGAGAAGAUCUUGCUGAGCCUUCCCAUAAAAAAAAAAAAGCUAAUUUUACUGAAGAAACUUCUGACAGGAAUGUGCCUAAGAUGCCACAAUAGCAUGAAAAUUAGGUUUCACACCUGGGCAGCUACAAAUUAGCUCCUGUUUGUAUA